UUGGUCGGAAUAGUCUUAAAUUGGUUUUUAUUUGGGAUACUCACAGUACAAGUUUACAUAUACUACUCUUCGUUCCCGACGGACAGUAAACGGAUCAAGAUACUAGUCUACGGAAUAUACUUGGUUGAGACGGCACAAGCUUGCACGGUCAUGUCCGACCUUUGCUUCUGGUUCGCUCAAGGAUUCGGAGACUUGAACAAAUUGACGGCCACAUAUAUAUCUCCAGUCGAUACUCCUAUGCUUGGAAGUAUAUCCUCUCUCGCAGUGCAGCUUUUCUACUGUCACCGUAUU
This is a messenger RNA of Stereum hirsutum FP-91666 SS1, 291 nucleotides long. RefSeq lists its product as uncharacterized. The transcript has 3 exons. Lineage: Eukaryota; Fungi; Basidiomycota; Agaricomycetes; Russulales; Stereaceae. The annotation marks the transcript as partial. The record is from RefSeq and is a predicted model, not a curated record.